Rhododendron vialii is the source of this 998-nucleotide messenger RNA. Its product is annotated as LIM domain-containing protein PLIM2b-like. NCBI's taxonomy places the organism in Eukaryota, Viridiplantae, Streptophyta, Magnoliopsida, Ericales, Ericaceae. Bases 197 to 826 code for a protein of 209 amino acids. Gene Ontology annotation, cellular component: plasma membrane; actin cytoskeleton. Gene Ontology annotation, biological process: actin filament bundle assembly. Gene Ontology annotation, molecular function: actin filament binding. The record is from RefSeq and is a predicted model, not a curated record. The transcript is spliced from 5 exons.
AUAACUCAGUUUUCAUUAGACGAAGCAAUAGAAUUUGUUUUUAGUCUCAAUUGUCCGAGGAAGAGGAAAAGAUCCACAGAGCAUUACGCGUUGAAAUUCACGUGGAUCCUCGGCAAAACAACCCGAUUAAGCAAUAAUCGGGUUCUUUGUAAAAAAAGAAAAGAAAAGUUGCUUUCCGGAGAGAAAAGGGGAAGAAAUGGCAUUCACGGGGACUCUGGAUAAAUGCAAGGCUUGUGAUAAGACAGUUUACUUUGUAGAUUUGUUAACUGCUGACGGAAUCAUUUAUCACAAAUCUUGCUUCAAAUGCACCCACUGCAAAGGAACUCUUGUCAUGAGCAACUACUCCUCCAUGGAUGGAGUCCUCUACUGCAAAACUCAUCACGAACAACUUUUCAAGGAGUCUGGCAAUUUCAGCAAGAACUUCCAAAACUCCGGGAAGUCCGACAAGGAAAAUUCAGUGCCAAGAACCCCGAGCAAACUCUCCGCCUUGUUCUGUGGAACCCAAGACAAGUGUCCGGCUUGUAACAAAACCGUGUACCCAUUGGAGAAGGUGACAAUGGAGGGAGAGUCUUUCCACAAGUCAUGCUUCAAGUGUGCCCAUGGAGGUUGCCCCCUCACACACUCAUCCUAUGCUUCCCUGGAUGGGAUCCUCUACUGCAAGGUACACUUUGCUCAGCUGUUCAUGGAGAAGGGAAAUUACAAUCAUGUCCUCAAGGCUGCUACUCACAAGAAGAGUGCUGUGGCACCUGUUGAGCACCCAGAAACAGCAGAGGAGGUAGGGGAGGAUGCCCCCAAAGAAGAAGAUGAACCAGAAGCACAUGAAUGAGUUAAUUCCCUAUUGUGAAUUGUGAUGAUAAAUAAUUUCAAGAGGUUGUGUGAUUGUGAUUAUUAUUAAUACAUAUGUGCGGUUGUGGUUGUACACUUGUAAUAUUGAUGUAUAUUUUUUUGUUACUGUAAUAUUUUUGCCAAAAAGCUUAAUGGAAUCAAAUUAUUCUCAG